Messenger RNA from Epinephelus fuscoguttatus (brown-marbled grouper), 6358 nucleotides. Its product is annotated as adapter molecule crk-like. Lineage: Eukaryota; Metazoa; Chordata; Actinopteri; Perciformes; Serranidae. The record is from RefSeq and is a predicted model, not a curated record. Bases 416 to 1375 code for a protein of 319 amino acids. Gene Ontology annotation, molecular function: protein binding. The transcript has 3 exons.
AAGUCCUGUCAUGUUAAAAUGUUAAAACAGCAGAGGAGUCGUUCACUUGUAUGUACAGUGUUUUUUAGGGGCGUGAACGCAGCGCUUCCCAUUGACCAGGCAUCCCUUCCGGUAGAUGAGGUCAACUUUUCCCUAGAUCCGCCAUUUCAGUCCCGGAGUUUCUUGUUGCACAUUAGUUUUGAUUUUGAUUUUUUUUUGUCAUUUUAACAUUGUAGCGGUGGAGUGUGGGGUUUUGUGGUGUAAGAGAAGUCCUGCCAACUCAAACGCCUCGACAUUACUCGGUGAAGUUUCCAAUACUGUGGUUUUAUACGGGAUUUUUCAGGGGAAGCGUCAGUCUACCAAAGUUUUUGUAUGAGUUGCGGAUAGGGAGAGGCGAAGGGGAAAGGCCUCAAGCCUCGGACGGGAUUUCACAGCCAUGGCUGGUAAUUUUGAUGCCGAAGACCGCUCUAGCUGGUACUGGGGGAGGCUGAGCCGCCAGGAGGCAGUUUCUCUCCUACAGGGACAGAGACAUGGCGUUUUCCUGGUGAGGGACUCAAUAACCAGCCCUGGAGACUACGUGCUGUCCGUCUCGGAGAACUCCAAAGUGUCCCAUUAUAUAAUCAACAGCAUCAGUAACAACCGGCAGUCUGGCUCAGGUUUGGCUCCUCCUCGGUUUCGGAUCGGGGAUCAGGAGUUUGAGGCGCUGCCGGCCCUGCUGGAGUUUUAUAAGAUCCACUACCUGGACACCACCACACUCAUAGAGCCCAUAAACAAAGCCAAGCACACAGGAUUCAUCAGCUCCUCUGCUGGCGUCCCGCAGCAGCCCGAGGAGGCAGAGUUUGUUCGGGCGCUAUUUGACUUCCCCGGCACUGAUGAGGAGGACCUCCCCUUCCGCAAGGGCGACAUCCUACGAGUGCUGGAGAAACCCGAGGAGCAGUGGUGGAACGCUGCUAACCAGGAUGGCCGAGCCGGGAUGAUCCCAGUGCCCUACGUGGAGAAGUACCGGCCUGCCUCGCCCACUGCUGCCGGCCUGGGUCCCCCUGCUGGGGGGACUGGACAGGGGGUGCAAGUUGGAGGAGGGGUAGUGGGCAGCACAGACGGAACAGGGGCCCCUCAGGCCAAUCCUCUGGGGGACCCGGGCCAGUAUGCUCAGCCUGUGGUCAAUGCCCAGCUCCCUAACCUACAGAACGGGCCUGUCUAUGCCCGAGCCAUUCAGAAGAGGGUGCCCAACGCCUACGACAAGACGGCGCUUGCUCUAGAGCUGGGUGACAUGGUAAAAGUGACCAAGAUCAACGUGAACGGCCAGUGGGAGGGUGAGUGCAAGGGCAAACGAGGCCACUUCCCCUUCACCCAUGUUCGACUGUUGGAACAACACCAUCCUGAUGACGAGAGCUGAGAAACACACGCACUCCGCAUCACCUCGACCGUGUCCAGCACAUCCCUUCUCUUAUGGUCAUUUUCUCACGCUCGGAAAGAAAAAGAUUUAUACAAGCACACAGUAUAUGAACCUUUGAGCUCAACGGGUCAGACUCUCCUGACCCUGCCAGCACAAGACGUGUUGGGUCAUCUUACCUACUGUCAUUUUCAAGAGUUUACACUAAGGUCAGACUGAUAUCGGUUAGCCUAUAUUAGUUUUUUUUUUUUUUUUUCAUUACACACAUUCCUCUUUGACUACUUCUCCAAAAGCUGCAGUUAAGUAUUUCUUGUAUUCCAACAGAUAACAGUAUUUGUAGGUUUAAUAUUUAUUAAUAUGUUACACUUUAAAGGAGCACACUUGUGUGUUGUCCGGAGCAGAAUUGUGUAGGAAGCUCGAUUAUCAAUUUAAUAUCUGUGCAUCCAGCUCAGAGUUAGGAUUGUUAAGCCUAGCUUAGCUACACAACUGAAAGCAGGGGUUAAACACAAGCCCCUAGGAACUGAAUAAUUAGGUCGUUAAAGUUGGGAAAUUCACUAAUAGGCAAAUCCAGAGCUGUUUUCCUACUGUCAUUCACGUGAGCCUGAGACUGAGCGGUCGGGAGGCAGGGUUAAAGGAAAGGCUAAUGUGCCUGCUGUAUGGGCCCAUGGAUGUGGAAAAUCCAAGUAAUUUUAUACCCGGAACUAGGGCUGCACAAUUAAUUGAAUAUUAAUCACGAUUACCAUCUUGGUUUCCCACAAAUAAAUGAACAUGAUCGCCUGCGAGAUUGAUGUUUUUAAAUGCGUGCUUCGCUCACAUAAAACUGCUGCACUGCAUUUAAAAUCAAGCGCUUCCUUAAUGAACAGCCAGUCUCUACCUAAGAGCUGUCGCAUGUGCACCCUGCAGCAGCAACCUGUACAAAAACUCUUCUGACUGCUGCACUUGCAGAUGGGCAAAACAACAAAACAACCAUCAUCAUCUGUUGUUUGGAUGGUUUUCAGAUUUAGUAGGGAAUAAAUCAUAUGCAAAGAGUGCACAAGACCUCUGCCUUGAAAAAACACUAUAGUCUGCAGAUCGAUGAACGCAUAAAGGCCAGGAAGAAUAACUACCACAGAAAUUGAAUGACACUCAUCCCAUUCUUGCCAACAUUACUUCACUACAUCCCCGUUCUUGUCCGGCGACAAGACAUCAGACAUCCAUGACAGUGACGCUGCAGCGCGGCAUGGUAUUGGUGACUGCCGUUAAUAAAAAGAAAGACAAGAAAUGCAGGGGCAGAUACAUAUCCAUAGUAGAUGCACUGAAUUCAGGUGAAGAGGAACCUUGUAAGUCUGAUUUUGAUGCAAAGAUUUAUUAAAUACUAGGAAAGUAGCACGUGAACGUGAGAGUAGUGCUGUUUAUAUACAUGUGAAAGUGCAAUUAAAACAAUUCUGGAUCUCAUUUUAAUCAAAAUAAUCAUGUUAUCAUUUUGGAUGUAAUUGUGCGUGGAACUUAAGGCAAUAGGAGAUAUUGGAUAGUCCAAAACAGGCAGUUUUAGGUGCCAGUAACCGAUAUCAGUCGAACCCUAGUUUACACACCUCCAGCCCAGUAUUGAAGUCUGCAGAGUCGACCCACUCUUCCUCUCCUGUGUCAGCUGUGUAUCCCCACCCACUUCAUUUCAUUCACACACUGAAGGGAAGAAAAAGAAAUCGAUUGCACACAGGAGACAAAACACUCGGCUUCUCUCACAGAAUCAUGAAUCAGUGAGUUCUCGUAGUGCCAGACUGUGAACCUCGGAGCGAAACGAACAAAGACUUGUCCUGAUGACUCCGUCUUGUGGAGAAGACGACUUCACCGACCUAUUACAUCCCACACUACAAACCAAGUCCUCUUUUUUUGUACUAAAAGUGGAAAAUAUUAUGAUAGAAUUGACUAUAUAUAUACACACACCUUACAUGCUAAAUACUGUAAACUUUUUUUUCUCCUUUCAUUAUAUUUGAUUUUCUCUGACUUGUUUUUGUUACCAGAGACUAUACACUUAUUAUUGUAUGUUCCUCUUUUAAAACACUAUUCAGCGCCAGCAUGGAUGACUUGAAAUGCAGCAGUGUGAAAGAACAAAAUAAGCACCCUUUCAUGCAGGAAGGAAAGAUCCCCUGAGGCUGUUUGAGAAGAUGAGUGGAGAAAGGUUGAGCGAUUUUAUUUUUGUCUUCCAGCAAGGUUUUUAUGGCAUUGUUAUUCAGAGAUGCUUUAAAGAUGAAAUCCACCUAAAAACACUAAAUGCUUUUGCAUUUUUAUGUGUAACUGGUCAAACAGACGUGUCACUUUGUCUUUUUUUUGUGCCAUGAUUGACAUUUGCUGCAGGUUUAUUGUUCUCAUCAGCUUUUUCCACAUUGAAUACACGUUAUUAUUACACAUAAAGCUUUUUUAACACACACAGGCCCACUGAGCAGUGUGUCAAUAUGAAAAUAAACCACAAAAUGUCCUGUUACUGUAGGAUUCUUUCUCUCUUUAGCUAAAUGUCAUUUUCCAACUGUUUGAGAAUACACCCUUAGACCUUUUCCUCAAAAGCAGGCAGUACAGUCACCAACUUGUGAUGUCCUUCUUAACAUUAUUCCUGUUUUUACUAAGGGUAGCCCGGUGAACACUAAAAGGUGGCUUGCAAAUGGUUGUAAGAUGUGUUGAACAGCGAUGACACUGAUCUAACGCUGUUACCAGUAAUAAUAACACUGUGUUUUAAAGGUAUACUCUUCAGGAUUGUUGGUUACUAGGGCUGUACCCGACUCAGAAUUAUGUCCCAUGGAAAGUUUUUAAAGUUUGAACAGGCUCAGCGGGACUUUGAGUGUGACAGUGCCAUUCACGUCACAGUCAACAAGCUAACUGCGCUAACGAAUGAUUGUAAUUGUGCAAGAAGGUUUUUACUAACACUAGAUAUCAAAGAAAAGCCAGAGACUGUGUCAAAGAAGAGAGGCGUUGUUGGCAGGAUAAUAAGUUUAUACCAGGGUCAUGUACACUAUGCUGUCCAUAGCAGAGAGUAGCAUGAAAGUAAAGAACGCUCACUCAGCAGCAAAAUCUGGGGACCAAAACAUCUCCAGAAGUACACUGCACAGCACGCUGACUAGCAAAAAGCCCCCACAACUGCUCAACUUGAAGAGUCGACAGAGGGGUCUCCAAAUGAUGGUUCGCCUCUCGGACUCGGUUAUUGUUCGUACAUACUGUUGUAUGUGCUCGCCAGCAAAAGAGAAAUUAAAAGCCAAGCCCAGAUUCACUCUCGUUUGGCAUUUAGCCUCACUAUAUUUGUGUUUAUCUGCGCUUAAUCUCUUGGAUGCAUCCUGCUGACUGUCCCCAAUUAACCUAACCUGCAUGUGGGAGGAAUCCGGAGUACCAUGACACAGGGAAAAUAUCAAGCUCCACACAGAAGGGCUCUACCACCCAGGGUUCGAAUCAGGAACCAUUUGCUAACCACUGCAUGCCGCUGAGUUAAUACAGUACAUUUGCUUUUGAGAAAAUCCUGCAUAGUAUACCUUUUAAGAAAAAAAAUCAUCCUGUGGUUUAUAGCAAACUGAGAUUGGGUUGUACCUGAUAUGUAUCGCCUUUUCCAUGAUACAUAAAUGCAAUGAAUACUUCCUGGUAAGCUAAAGUAGGAACAUGGUGAGUGACAAACCUCAGCUGUUGUUUUCUUGUCAGUCACCAGGGAGGAUCUGCAGUUACGUCCUCUCUACCUCGUGUUUUGAGUAGGAAUUUACUGGCCUGAAGCCUGCAUGGCUCCAUCAGUCAGUCAGUAUUGUUUUUGAUAUGUUAAAAUGAACAAGACGCUUUCUGUAGCACUCAACAUAAAUACAUUCUGUUUCCAAAUCACAUAUUCAACACAGCCCUCGGGUCAGAUGUAUUAAUAAUGCCUGUGCACAAAAAUCAUUCGUGUGUCACGUCCCAAACAUAUUUAUAGUCAAGACCGUAAGCUGAGGUGUACAUACAUGUGUAUUGGUGUGUAUAUAUAUAUGUAUAUGCAGCAUAGGCAUGGUUUUCUUAAAGAAGUAUGACAUAGUUAAGAAGAAAGGAAAGAUAAGCUGAGAGACAGAAUCUAAUCAUAUGUCCAGUUUCACAAAGUGUGAAUAACUUGUGCAGUCUGAACACCUGCUGUAUCUUUACUAUAUAUGCAAUCAAAGGCACAUUUAUUCAUCAGGGUUCCCACAGUCAUGGAAAACCUUGAAAUUUCAUGGAAUUUCACAAUCAUAUUUUCUAGGCCUGGAAGAAGUCCAUUUAAAGUUUUGAAAAAGUCACAGAAAUUUUUGUGUAUUGAAAUUGUUUCAGUUAUCUACCAUGGAGUACCUUUCAUAUAUUGUUACUAGGCCUGCCCCCGACUUAGAAUAUUCCUCGUCGACCAGUAGUCAUCAUUCUUUUUUGUGCCAGCUUUUAAGAGCGUGGCUCCAGGUUUUUCUCAAUUUAUUUUCUGUAGCUGUCGAGGUAAUGUUGCUCUAAUGUGCGUCUAUUUAACAGUUUUAUUAACCGUCAUGUACAUUUCUUCAUUUUCUCCCUGCGUCACGUCUCCCUAGCUGAAACUAUCUUUGUUUAGAGUUUAAAUCGGAUAUGUUUCAAGAACGCCAAGCAAGUUUGUCAAAAAAUAUUAUGGGUCCUUGAAAAGGAAAAAAAGUAAUGGAAAACUUUUGAAAUUGUGUUUGUGGAAUUGUGGGAACCCUGAUUCCAUGUGCUGCAAGUUGCCCCAGUUGUAUAUUGUUGAACAACUUUUUAAAAACCCAACUGAUUUUUGGUUAUUUUGCUGCUCUUUUCGUCACCAUGUCUUCAGACUGAUGGAGAAAAUGGAAGUGUAUCUAACUGGGAGUUAAAAUCAGGCCUGUGAACCAGCGUAUAAUUUUACACUAUCUCUGAGUGCAGAUGUCUGCAUUUGUAUGAACACACAGUUUCUCCAUCACAGAAUGUUUAUGCAUCUGACCCCAGAUAUCCUGAAAUGUAGUCUGGGUUUACAAUGUGUUAAUAAAUUGUGAAGAUUUCCCUCCA